AUGUCGACCAAUCCACUAGGCGAUCUAGCCGCGGUUGCGCAGUUGCCGCGGCCGAAUCUACGACGACAAUUCUAUACGUACGAACAGUCGACGAUAGAGGGUCUAGUUCAAUCCGGAGACUACCGUACCAUCAUCGUUAUAUUUUAUUUGACGUUCUCUCGUAGUGUUUCCAACUCUGACGUAUUCCUAGUAUUCUCAGCGUACCAGACUACUACCACGUCCGCCAGCGGCAAUGGUGACUGCGUUACGGUGCAGGGCCUACCGAUAACCCUGCCAUCCCAAUAUCCUCUCACUAGUCCACCGGCUGUCGAUGAUGGUGCGCUUCAGUACAAUGCCACGACGUCCCUUGUCGAUUUUCUAGGAUUCACGAGCCGUACCCCCGAAUCGGCCCAAGCCGAGGAGACGAGAAAACACGAACUGCAUGCGGACGAGCAGAGGUACGAAUUCGCGGAAGAGACCAUCCUGAGAUGCAGGACGGAGAUCAUGAUCAUGGAACACUCACAGAAGGCAGACCUCGCUCGGAGCAACGCACGAAUUGAAACGUGCAGAGCAUUCGAAAAAAGCUCGAAGCGCGCGAGCACUUCUACUGAUUCCAGACAUUCCCCACCUAUCGCAGCACGACCCUUUCCAAUGCCGGGAUCAACGCAGUCAUGGACCCAAACGUGCCAACGAACCGUGACCGAUCGCAGAGUCGGCGCCAUAUUUCUGGAAAAAGCGGAUGAUUGUCACAGAUGGGAGCGGAGUCCACACAGGAUAUUCUGCGACGGAGAUGGCGCCGGCUGGUGA
This is a messenger RNA of Letharia columbiana, 786 nucleotides long. RefSeq lists its product as uncharacterized. Lineage: Eukaryota; Fungi; Ascomycota; Lecanoromycetes; Lecanorales; Parmeliaceae. The record is from RefSeq and is a predicted model, not a curated record. The transcript has 3 exons. Bases 1 to 786 code for a protein of 261 amino acids.